AUGGAGGAGAAGGCUGCGAGGAAGAGGAAGAUGCCCUGGGACCACCAGGCAGACAAGCAGCUGAGGAUGGAGACUAGGGAGGACAAAGCCCCAUGGCACAACUUCAUAGCAGAGGCCAUUUUGAGUGGCUCCACAGCACAGGAAUACAAUAGGGAAGAAAAGCCCCAGAGAUCCCACAGGAGGAGGGGCUGCAAACCCAGCCCAGGGUGCUCUGAGGAGAAAAGACCCACCCUGGGCCAGGAAGGUGGACAGAGCUUCAGCCAGAGGUCAGAGCUGGUGGCCCAUGAGCAGCUUCUUGAUGGGGAGAAUCCCUACAAGUGCUUGGAGUGUGGGAAGAGCUUCAGGCAGAGCAGCACCCUGAUCAGCCACCAGAUGAUCCACACUGGGGAAUGGCCAUACAUGUGUGGGGAGUGUGGGAAGGGGUUCAGCUACAGAUCCACCCUUGUGACCCACCAACGCAUCCACACCGGGGAGAGGCCCUAUGAGUGUCCUGAGUGCCAGAAGAGGUUUCGGAUUAGCUCAGAUCUUCUCCUGCACCAGCGGAUUCACACAGAAGGGAGGCCCUUCCACUGCCCUGAUUGUGGGAAGGGCUUCAAGCGCAACUCCCAUCUCAUCAGGCACCAGCUCAUUCACUCCGGGGAGAGGCCCUACGAGUGCCUCACGUGUGGGAAGAGGUUUCAGACCAGCACCAAUCUCCGCCGGCAUGUGCAGAUUCACAGAGAUGAGAGGCCCUUCCGCUGCCCUGACUGCGGGAAGGGCUUCAAGCAGAACGUCACCCUCAUCAGGCACCGGCGCAUCCACACUGGGGAGAGGCCCUACGAGUACCCCACAUGUGGGAAGAGCUUCACCCAGUGCUCUGACUUGACCAGCCAGGAGUCACCA
Pyrgilauda ruficollis (rufous-necked snowfinch) is the source of this 882-nucleotide messenger RNA. RefSeq names its product zinc finger protein 239-like. Gene Ontology annotation, molecular function: DNA-binding transcription factor activity, RNA polymerase II-specific; RNA polymerase II cis-regulatory region sequence-specific DNA binding. The annotation marks the transcript as partial. Lineage: Eukaryota; Metazoa; Chordata; Aves; Passeriformes; Passeridae. The transcript is spliced from 2 exons. The record is from RefSeq and is a predicted model, not a curated record. Gene Ontology annotation, biological process: regulation of transcription by RNA polymerase II.